Molecule: messenger RNA, 1969 nt
Organism: Gymnodraco acuticeps
Lineage: Eukaryota; Metazoa; Chordata; Actinopteri; Perciformes; Bathydraconidae
Product: transmembrane protein 255B
Exons: 10
Coding region: 154-1221 (355 amino acids)
Source: RefSeq, a predicted model, not a curated record
UUAAAAUCAAGAGUUACGUUGGGACUCCAGGUUGAGGAAUCUGUUUUGAUUCAACAAAGACCCCACCUUGAGAAAAACACUCAGAGGGUCUCCUCAGCUGUCUCUUCGACUUUUUAUUCAUUUUUACGGACACUUCAUCAGGAUUAAGUCAAAAUGCAGCAACCUGAACCCCAGCAGACAGCUCAGCAGACAACAGAAAUACUGGAUCCAGCAGUCCACUACCUGCGUCGGAGGAAGACGGCGCUCUGGGUGACGGUGUCUCUGCUGGCUCUGGCUCUGGUGGUGCUGACAGUGGGUCUGGUCUCUGCCACGCGCACCGACAACGUGCCUGUGGCUGGAUAUUACUCCGGCAUCACGCUGAGUUUUGGAGCGUUUUUGGGCAUUGUUGGCAUUCACCUGGUUGAAAACCGCCGACCUAUGCUGGUGGCAGCGAUCAUAUUCAUCAGUAUCGGAGUUGUUGCCUCUUUCUUCUGUGCCAUUGUGGACGGAAUCAUCGCGUCAGAGUUCAUUGACACAAGACUCUUGCAGGAGGACAUGUGUGACUUUUACGCCAGCGAAGCGGCUUACACCUACGACAACUACUACACUGAGGUGACGUGUCCUUCCUUUGACAAAGCGUGUAAACUGAAGCUGAGGAGCAACACAUGCUACUGUUGCUACCUGUACAACUGUGCCAGCACGGAGUUCCACAACCAGUACUACGAGUUCACGGGGGUCAACAGCUGCUGGGACGUGAUCCACCUGCAGCGCUUGCUCUGGACCGCCGUGGUGCUCAACGUCUUCUGCCUGUUCCUGGGCAUCAUCACCGCCGCCGUGCUCGGGGCGUACAAGGACUUGCAGAAGCCCACUCCUCAGACGGCUACCAGCCCCACACCACCCCCCAACAUCCUUUACAACCCCACGCAGCACAUGCUCACCUACGCUGGCUACUGCCCAUCGGGACAGACUCUGCCCGCUUACCCCAACUAUCCAAUCCCCAUGCAGCACAACAGCAGCUAUCAGCCCCCUGCCACUCCUCAGAUGGUCCCUGAGGGGGGGAAUGCCUCCACCCCCUGCCCGUCUGAGGAGAACCAGAGCCAGCCCCCCUCUCAGACCCCCAACCAGCCCCAGCCUCAGGGGGGCACCCAGGAACCAGGGUGCUACAUGCUGACCCCCAACGCUCCGGUCCUCUACGGCUCCGCCUACAACCCCUUUGAAAAACCCCCACCUUACGCCUGCUGAGCCCCCAGCCCAACACCUGGGGCCUGUUGGAGGAAAUAUAUCUAGACCUUGUCGGACUGAAAGUAGCACACGACAUUUCAUAGAUGACCUUGGAGAGCAAACAGUGGGCUUCACUCUGUACUGAUACAUGUUUCUGUGUUCGCACUGAGGAGAUGGCUAUGAAGUGUGAUUAUACAGACAUUAUUAAGAUAUUUCAUGUGUUUUAAGGGAACUGUUUGGGAUAGAAACUAAUUUGCUUUCUUGAAUAGUGUAAUAAGAUUGGUACACAUUUUUAUAGGUGAAAUUAAUCUUUAGCUUCAAAGUCAAACUGCUAACGGUGGCUAAGUCUGGAUAUAAUGGAGAAAAUCCCCCAAACAACACCUUUAAACCUCACCAACAAUUUUAUUUUUAUCUUGUUAGCUUCAUCUUUACAAAAACGUUAUUGUAAAUUGGUGAUGUGCUUUUAUUGGGGAAGUUGGUGAAAUCAAAUAAAAACAAAAAGUCACACUUCUUUAAGCCUAGAGCUCCCAUGCUAACCUGUUUCAUAUGAAUAAUCGUAUCGUCGUACACUUGGAUCUGAUCUUGCUAACUUGUGUAGAUUGGACUACAGGUCUUAUUGUGUAUCGUCUCACUUAACUACUGUAUUAGUCAUUCAAAAGGCUUUCUUGAACUGGAGAGUAAAUGUUGACACUGACGUUGCUGUUAUUUAUGUUUUGUGUGAAUUGUGUAAUGUGCACUUUUAAAGUCAGUAUAAUGUAUUUAUUAUUGA